Anopheles coustani is the source of this 566-nucleotide messenger RNA. RefSeq names its product flightin. Lineage: Eukaryota; Metazoa; Arthropoda; Insecta; Diptera; Culicidae. The transcript is spliced from 4 exons. The record is from RefSeq and is a predicted model, not a curated record. Bases 4 to 534 code for a protein of 176 amino acids.
ACCAUGGAUGAUGGUGCUGCAUCCACCGGCGUUAUUGUGAAGAACAAGCCGGGCGCGAAACCGCUGAACAUCGUCGAUGACUUCAAUCGGCGUAAGAUGACGCUCUACAAGCACUGGGUUCGCCCACAGUUCUUGCAGUACAACUACAUGUACGACUACCGCGUCAACUACUACGACGACGUCAUCGACUACUUGGAUCGACGAAACCGGGGUGUUGCAUCUGAGAUUCCGCGCCCGCAAACCUGGGCCGAGCGUGUCCUGAGAACUCAGAAGAACGCCACGCGUGAUAUCGACGAUGUGUACAACUACACCAGCAUCAGCCACAAGCGGGACGACAAGAAGCUCAUGAAAAGGUCGUCCCUUGGUGCGGCUAUAUCUGAGCACUACCUACCGAGGCUGGUGAAGGUGCUGAAUCGUCGUUAUGCCCUAUACCGCACACCGGUGUCGCUCGGCCCAGUACCUUCAUAUUACAUCGAUUUCUUCGGAAACAACCGGUUUUACCCUUCGUACAUGUUGACUCACUCGUUCGGUUGAUGUGACGGAAACGGACAAUGAACGCGCAGUGA